Sapajus apella (tufted capuchin) is the source of this 3720-nucleotide messenger RNA. RefSeq names its product adhesion G protein-coupled receptor D2 (gene ADGRD2). Lineage: Eukaryota; Metazoa; Chordata; Mammalia; Primates; Cebidae. Gene Ontology annotation, molecular function: G protein-coupled receptor activity. Gene Ontology annotation, cellular component: membrane. The transcript is spliced from 20 exons. Gene Ontology annotation, biological process: cell surface receptor signaling pathway; adenylate cyclase-activating G protein-coupled receptor signaling pathway. The record is from RefSeq and is a predicted model, not a curated record.
GCAGACGGUGAACAGCCACAGGCGCCAGGCCAGGCGAAGCAGCUGAGCAACUGGAGCUGGGAACAGGGGAGGGACCAGCGGGUGAAGGGGAGGCCCCUGACUCAGGCCCUGGCGCCUCGCGGAAGAGGGACGCACAGUGGCGGACAAACUUCGCAUCUCUCUCUCGGACCUCAACGAGUUGGUGAGCAAGAAAAGUGGGUGCCAAGGGGCUUGAAGGCGCGAAUGCAGGCAGAGGUGAACGAGGGAGUGCUUCUCAGAGUCCAAAAUGCGGGAGCCACCGCGUCCUCCGGUGAGGGGAGGACUUUGGUGCUGUCUGGAAGAGGGAAAAGUGGUCAAUGAUCACUGGUGAUGGCUCAGGCGCCAUCACCAGGUGGCAGGAGGCCGGGUGGCAGGACACCGUUUCUGAGGCACAUUUGUGUAAUGCCAGGGCUGGAGCAGAGACCCAUGAGGCUCUUCCCUGCCUGCAGAGUCCCCCAGGUUGCCGGGAGUGACCCCCAAAUCACCCAGGGUUAGCGUAUCCCCGCUGAACACAGUGCCUGGCUGUGGCACACCCACCAGCAGUGCUGGAUGGCUGAAGGGACAGCAAGCUGAACCUGGAGGAGGUGCCACUGAGAGACGGGGAGGCCAGUCCAGGCAGGAGGGAUGGCAUGAUCACAGGUCCGGAGAAGGGAGACUCAGAAAUGGACGCAUCUUGGGGAGCAGGGGAAAGGUGGCUGCACUGAGGAGCAGUGGACAGAUCAGGAGUCUCUCUGGGACCCCCUCCAAUUCCCCAGGUGAAUCAAGGAGCCCUUGGGCCCCAGGUUGCCCCCGUGGCCCCCGGCGAGGUGGUGGAGACUGCAGGUGGGGUGUGCAAGUUCUCUGCACAGCGGCUCAGCUGGUGGCAGGCCCAAGAGUCCUGCGAGCAGCAGUUUGGCCACCUGGCACUGCAGCCCCCUGACGGGGCUCUUGUUUCACGGCUACGCGACCCGGUCUGGAUGGGCCAAAGAGAGGCCCCUCUGCGGAGACCCCCGCAGAGGCGUAUGCACACCACCGCCGCGCUGGUGUUUGGCCAGAGGACGGCUGACCGGGCGGCGCGGCUGCGGAGCCCCCUGCCCGAGUUGGCGGCGCUGACCGCGUGUGCUCACCUGCAGUGGGACUGUGACUCGCCUGACGCCGCAGCUCUCUUCUCCGUCGCCGCACCAGCGCUGCCCAACGCGCUGCAGCUGCGCGCCUUCGCCGAGCCGGGGGGCGUGGUGCGCGCUGCGCUGGUGGUGCGUGGGCACCACGGGCCCUUCCUCGCCGCCUUCCGCGCCGACCGCCGCUGGCACCAUGUGUGCGCCACGUGGGAGCAGCAGGGCGGGCGCUGGGCGCUGUUCUCCGACGGGAGGCGGCGCGCUGGGGCGCGGGGGCUGGGCGCGGACCACCCGGUGCCGUCUGGCGGCAUCCUGGUGCUGGGCCAGGAUCAGGACUCUCUGGGCGGCGGCUUCUCGGCGCGUGACGCCUUCAGCGGCAACCUCACUGACUUCCAUCUGUGGGCUCGGGUGCUGAGCCCCGCGCAACUGCAGCGGGCACGGGCCUGCGCGCCGCCCCACGAGGACCUGCUCUUCCGCUGGGACCCGGGCGCUCUGGACGUCGCGCCCUCGCUGCUGCCCACGGUGUGGGUACGCCUUCUCUGUCCCGUGCCCUCCGAGGAGUGCCCCACAUGGAACCCAGGACCUCGCACCGAGGGCUCGGAGCUCUGCCUGGAGCCGCAGCCCUUCCUCUGCUGCUACCGGACAGAGACCUAUCGGCGGCUGCAGGAUGCCCAGUCGUGGCCUGGCCAGGAUGUUAUCAGCCGAGUCAAUGCCUUGGCCAAUGACAUUGUGCUCUUUCCAGAUCCCCUCUCUGAAGCCCGUGGGGCCCUGUCCCCGGCAGAGGCCUCCAGCUUCCUGGGCCUUCUGGAGCAUGUCCUGGCGAUGGAGGUGUCUUCUCUGGGGCCAGCCGCACUGCUGGCUGUUGUGUGCUUCCUGAAGAGGGUGGCGGCCAUCGGGGCUGGGGAGCCAGAGCUGUUGCUGACAGGGCCGUGGGAGCAGCUGGGCCAGGGCGUUGUAUCCGUGGCCAGCCUGGUCCUGGAGGAGCAGGUGGCUGACGCAUGGCUGUCCAUCCGUGAGGUGGUUGGCGGGCCUAUGGCCCUGGUGGCGAGUGUGCAGCAGCUGGCACCGCUGCUGAGCACCACGAUGACCUCAGAGCGGCCCCGAGUGCGCAUCCAGCACCGCCAUGCUGGCCUCUCUGGAGUCACCGUGAUUCACAGCUGGUUCACCUCCAGAGUCUUCCAGCAGACCCUGUGGGGGCUGGGUCUAGAGCCCCAGGCCCCCGCCAGCUCAGAGAAGGCAAACAGGGUGCAGAGGUUCCUAAGCACCCAAGUGGGGUCAGCCAUCAUCUCCUCUGAAGUGUGGGACGAAACUGGAGAGGUCAGCAUGGCCGUGAACUUUCAUCUGCAACACCAGGCCCAGAGCCCUUUGUUCCCUCCCCAUCCCCCAAGCCCAUAUACAGAGGGUGCCUGGGCCACCACAGGCUGCUCCGUGGCUGCUCUGUACCGGGACUCCACCGCCUGCUUCUGCAACCAUAGCACCAGCUUUGCCAUCCUGCUGCAGGUCUAUGACGUACAGAGAGGCCCUGAGGAGGAGUCGCUGCUGAGGACCCUCUCGUUUGUGGGCUGUGGCGUGUCCUUCUGUGCUCUCACCACCACCUUCUUGCUCUUCCUGGUGGCCGGGGUCCCCAAGUCGGAGCGAACCACAGUGCACAAGAACCUCACCUUCUCCCUGGCCUCUGCAGAGGGCUUCCUCAUGGCCAGCGAGUGGGCCAGGGGUAAUGAGGUGGCGUGUGUGGCUGUCACCAUUGCGAUGCACUUCCUCUUCCUGGUGGCGUUCUCCUGGAUGCUGGUGGAGGGGCUGCUGCUGUGGAGCAAGGUGGUGGCCGUGAGCAUGCGCCCUGGCCCACGCAUGUGGCUCUACCACGCUACCGGCUGGGGCAUGCCAGUGGGCAUCGUGGCGGCCACUCUGGCCACACGGCCCCAUGACUAUGUGGCCCCCGGACACUGCUGGCUCAGUGUGCACACAGACGCCAUCUGGGCCUUCGUGGGGCCUGUGCUCUUCGUGCUGACUGCUAACACCUGCAUCCUGGUCCGUGUGGUGAUGGUCACCGUGUCCAGCGCCCGCCGCCGUGCCCGCAUGUUGAGCCCACAGCCCUGCCUGCAGCGGCAGAUCCGGACCCAGAUAUGGGCCACAAUGAAGCCUGUGCUGGUCCUGCUGCCCAUCCUGGGCCUGACCUGGCUGGUGGGCAUCCUGGUGCACCUGAGCCCUGCCUGGGCCUAUGCUGCCGUGGGCCUCAACUCCGUCCAGGGGCCGUACAUCUUCCUGGUCUAUGGUGCCUGCAAUGAGGAGGUGCAGAGCGCCCUGCAGAGGAUGGCUGAGAAGGAGGUGGCUGCGCUGCUCAGGGCAAUGGGGGUGUGGGUGAGGGUGGGGGCGGGUGCUGCCAAGGUACACAGCCUGCCUUCCUCUGUCCUCCCCCCAUCUCUGCCCCACAAACCCAGUACACCCCCUCGCCCUCUGAGGGCCUCGUCCUGAUGCUGUGGGAUUCAGAGCCUUCCAAACUCACUGAGGGACAGCGCUUUCCUCCAAAGCUGUGGGUCCCCACCUAGACAGCUGAUAGGGGAAUGGCAGGUGCUGGGGGACUGUGGGAGGCUGAGGACACCCCAGGUGC